Fusarium odoratissimum NRRL 54006 is the source of this 4162-nucleotide messenger RNA. RefSeq lists its product as uncharacterized. Bases 322 to 2442 code for a protein of 706 amino acids. The record is from RefSeq and is a predicted model, not a curated record. Lineage: Eukaryota; Fungi; Ascomycota; Sordariomycetes; Hypocreales; Nectriaceae. The transcript is spliced from 2 exons.
AUGUUUAUCCUCACAACCUGCGUCGCCAGGUUUUAGCAUCUUACGCACUCGUUCUCAUUAGCCUUUUCUUUUUGUUCUCCCGACACGAUGAACCUUGGCAACAAAAUCAGCCUCCCAUGUUCAGUGAUGCCGCCACACCUUUAUCCCAUGUCAACAAGAUGCGCUAGGCGAUGCGACCCCCAAGAGAACUGGCUGGUACAUCACGUGUGAGGCUUCAUGCGUGAUAACACCAAGUCCUACAUUUCAGGUUCUUGGCAUAGGCAAUCUCCCGGUAUCAGAUAGUGUCGCCUUCUUCACAAGAACCGAGCCAGCUCGCCCGGUAUGUCAGACAACAAAUCUGACGUCAAAACUUUACAACCUCAUACUCUCUGCUCCCUCUGUACAUCUUUCUGGGAACGUGCAACAUGCCUCAGAUUCCGACCUGAAGUUCUUCUCAGCGGCGGAGAAGGUGUCCCAUCGAUGCCACAGCAUCUUCUCUUCACUCCCAGCCGUACUGAUGUUCUAUCCGCUGCCUCGCAAGGCUGCCACUUCUGCUCCAUCAUCGUUGGAGCUGUUGUAGGAUGCACCGGAGAUCAUGGUGAUCGGCAGUUCUCUGGUGACAAGAAUGACCCUGUCUAUAUCUCAAUAGCGAUGUUGGACACAGAUGCUGGUACCUUUCUCCUUACGUUGUUUCCCUGCGAAGAGUCAAAGAUUUUCAGUCAUGAUCAAAUACUCAGCGAUUAUCCCUUACAACUGCGCCCAAUCACAGAGGGUUACGGAGGCGUAAAAGCUGACAAUCAACACCUUUUAUCGACGCUGCAGUCAACAACCUAUUCCGACGCAACUGCUGACUUCAUCCGAUCUUGGAUUACUGAAUGUCAGAGUACUCAUAUCCUGUGCGGCGACGACCUUUUGAGCCUGAUUCUUGGUUCCACGGAAACAAAAUCACGACCCCGGCGCUUGCUAGAUCUAUUAGCCUUCCAGGACGUCGAGAAAAUACGAAUUAUCGAGGCCAAUGAUGACCACACCAAGGAAUACUGCGCCUUGAGUUACAGCUGGGGAUUCAGUAAGCCCUAUGUUAUGACGUCGUCUAAUUUCGCGGCGUUUCAGAAAGAAAUUCACGUCAAAGAUUUGCCGAAACUAAUACAAGACUCUAUUCAAGUCGUUAGGGGUCUCGGGUUUAGGUACUUAUGGAUCGAUGCCCUUUGCAUAAUGCAAGAUGGAAGCCAAUCUUCUGCAGCUUCGGACGACUGGGUUGACCAGGCAGGCAAGAUGAACGACAUCUUCGGGAACGCAGUUGUCACCAUCGCGGCAGCCGAAUGCUUUGAUGGCAACUCAAGCAUGAUCGUGCCGCGAAAUCCGUUGAGUCAACUAUCUUGUCGACUGGACGCGAGCACGAAUCUCUACUAUGAAGUCGUUCCAUCAUGCACUCCACAUUGUUUGUUACACCCUUUCGAUAAAGCGCGCUUUCACCUCGAUACCAGAGCAUGGGUUUUCCAGGAGCGAAUAUUGUCGCCUCGGACGGUGCACUUGACUCGCAACUUCGUUCAUCUUGAGUGUAGGACUGAGCUCCGUUGCGGAGCUAUGGGAGGAUCUGACGCAUGCUAUCACAGCGGCGCAAUUGCCAAAACAGAUUAUCAAGUACUUUUUUCCAUGUUUGGACCCUACGGGCUUGAUGAAUCUGCCCAAGACGCAUUUCUCUCCUUCUGGCAUGGGCUCGUCAGGAGAUAUUCGACUACGAAUCUGAGCCGCAAGUCAGACUUGCUGGUUGCUUUGGCUGGUCUUGCAAAGCAAGUUCAGACAAAAUCACAACUCACCUGGUCAUUUGGGUUAUGGCAAGAGUAUCUCCUCCGAGAUAUGCUAUGGUAUAUCAGGGGAGGAAGAGGCGCGCCUUGUCGUGAGAGGUCGCCGACUUGGUCUUGGGCCAGCAUUGAUGUACAGGGACCGCAGAUCAUUUAUGAGCCCGCCGCACGAGUUUCUCUUCUCGCGGACAUCAUUGGUCUGCCAGAUGCAACAGACUUUGUACGCCGUGGUCUACUGGUAGAUGCAACGAAACAUUGCGUCAAGGUUUCAGGCCUGUUACGACCUGGCGCUCCGGAUUCGUUAAAAUAUGGUCAAAAUUCUGCUUCUAGCAUGAACAAAGAUAUUCGUGUCCAUAGGAAUUGCCAAGGGAUACAACAUAUCCACCGACAAUGCCCAUUUCACCCAGACUACGACCUCCCAAACAACAUCGAGUUGUACAGCUUACUUAUAGCUCGUGCUUCGGGAGCUCAACAAAGAAUGGGCUCUUCUCAAAGUUCAGAUACGCACGUGGGGAUUGUUCUGACGCAUUCCCCAGAACAUGAACGCCGAUACAGACGCGUGGGCUAUUUCCACAUUGACAUUCAGGAGGUAGAUGAUGAUGAUCAAGGGAUACCAUGGAUUCUGGAGAGCUCCAAUUUUGUUGAAAUAGAGGUCAUCUAGCAGACACCUGACAAAUCUCAACCGAGGCGGUGUAAAAUACUCCUGAUAUACCCCUGUUGUUCUGUCACUCGACCUACACGCCUACUUGUUGGCUCAAACCAUAUUAGUGCUUCAUUCAAUGACUCAUCAACAUAUCGAGAUGCUUCCUGUAAGUGUCGUAAACAAGUCUCUCGAUCAUUACGCGUGAUUUCAAAGCGUAUCUGCUCUAUUCUGCCUAGGCCCUCUAGAGCAGCGUAGCGCAACUUGGCCCUUGGAAAACCACUGAGUUGUUCAGCCCGUUCCAAAGCCAUCCUGUAGUACGACUCUGCGCCGUCUAGAUCACCACCAUCUAGGUGAUCAUCUGCGACAUUGGUGACAGUCCAGACAACGUUUCGUGCGAAUGGUCCAUAGAACGAUUCUUGGUUCCGCAAAAGCUGAGCGCGGCGGUAUCCACCUUCAAUACGGUCUCGACCGUGGUAAAGGCAGUCACAAAGUCGCUCCUCGAUAUAGAGACGAUGCCAGGUGUGGGGAGACUUAUCGGAGAACACUGCCAAUGCGGCCCGAAGACUCGAGAUAGCCGUGCACUGCAGUAGCCCAGGUGGCAACAAGGUGAGGGACACCAAGAAUUGGAUGAGAGGGGAGGGUGUCCGUAAAGACGAAGCCAUUGCUGCCGAAUACCGGAGUAGGCAUGUCAAUACUUCCUGUGCAUUGCACGCCGAGAGCUCACAAACGAUGGCUAACAGUUGGGCAAGACUCAUUGGAUGGCAGUCUGCGAGAAGAGGCUGAACAAGGUCAAAAGCUUGAUGGAAGUGUGGAAAUGCGCCUGGGCCUCCACGCAUCAUCUGUGCUAGGCCUUCUUGCAUGCGGUUCCCGAAACGUCCAUGUGUCGUGAACUGAUGAACCUCAGGCUCUGGAUGUAUGUCUUGGCUGAGGUAGACUCCGCAGUAGUCAGUUAGACUGGCAGCUGCCUUUUGCUCGAGGGUGAAUAUAGGCGUGGGAAUAUUCACAGGAGACAUUGACAUGGCCACACUGCUGGCUGAGGAUAGCGCAGCGAGUGUUGAACUACCUUCGCUCGUACCCUCCACAGGACUAUCUCCCUCUUGAAGAAGCCUGACAGCUGGCUCUUCUUGGGACACUGCAGCUGAACGACACCAAUGAAUUGGGUUCUGUAUGCCCUUCCGUCUAAAGUAUCGCAGGAUCUCAUGCAACGGGACAUGGCGUCCUCGGAUCACGAACCAGGGUUCUGGGACUGGCCACGACGCAGGGUCUGGAUCAAGUAAGCGAAGAGCCGCAACCAUGCCGUGAAACUGGUUGUUUCUUUGCAGAUUCCAUUGGCUGAUUCGAGCCCUGAUCAUGCGCGUGUUGACCCAGUAUCCUAGCGAUUUCAGAUGAUCCCUGACCUCUGCCAUAGAAAACCUGCGGUCGUGGUAGAGCUCUUUGACGAGGGGUCGCAGACGAGACCAGUCCUCGCUUGAUGGUAUCGUAAGAACCGAUUGGGGAUUUACGAGGGGAUCCAUUAGGGCGACUGAUUUAGGAAUGAAGGCAUGCAGAGUCUGUGAUGGAUGGAUAUUUGGAUAUAUAUGCAUGGGCGUUUUGUAGUUAGUAUAUUGGCGUUCCGUUUAAUGGGCUAGACCACACCAUGGCUGUCAAAUGUCCGGCCCUUCCCAUUCCAUGUCUUAAGCAGUGAGGGGCUCAAGGGUCUUUCAGCACUUGGAACCCCUCGCAUAUUAGCGAUAUGCAG